Molecule: messenger RNA, 1332 nt
Organism: Fusarium coffeatum
Lineage: Eukaryota; Fungi; Ascomycota; Sordariomycetes; Hypocreales; Nectriaceae
Exons: 9
Coding region: 1-1332 (443 amino acids)
Biological process (GO): pantothenate import across plasma membrane
Cellular component (GO): plasma membrane
Molecular function (GO): pantothenate transmembrane transporter activity
Source: RefSeq, a predicted model, not a curated record
AUGAGAAUUGAACCUGAGGAAAAAGUCUUUCGAGUUACAGAAAGAAUUUCUUUAUUCUUCUUCUUUUUCAAUCACCUUGAUAGACAAGCCUUCGCGAAUGCAUACGUAGCCGGUCUGAAAGAAGCUCUCGACCUGAGCGGCAACCAGUACAAUGUUUUGCUGUCGAUGGCCUCAGCAGGAAUGCUGGUAGGACAAAUACCAAGCGCCAUAAUUAUUCAUAAAGUCAGACCGAGAAUAUGGCUCUCCUCUUUGGUGGUCGUAUGGGCUGGCUUGACUAUGGCGAGUGCAGCUUGCAAGACUUAUUCUCAACUCUGUGCUGUGAGAUUCCUUAUGGGUUUGGCUGAAGCUAGUACUUAUGCUGGAUCGAUAUACAUCAUGGGAUCAUGGUACAAAUCCAACGAAAUUGCCAAGCGAACAGCCAUGUUCACAGUAGCAGGCCAAAUAGGCAAGAUGUUCGCCGGAGCAAUGAUGGCAGCCAUCCACGAAUCCAUGGAAGGUCACGCAGGACUUGCAGGUUGGCAAUGGGUAUUCCUGAUCGACGGAAUCAUCACACUUCCCGUCGCUGUGUUUGGCUUCUUUUUCUUUCCUGAUGUACCGGAGUAUACUGAUGCGCCGUACUUGAAUGAGAAGGAGAGACAAUUAGCGCUUGAUCGGCUGCCUCCGAAGAAGGAGGAUGGGCAUAGUAUUCAGGCUUGGAGCUUGGUUAAGAGGGUUAUGGGAAAUCCAUUGCUAUACAUCUGUUGUGUCUUUGCUGUUCUCGGAUCCGCGCUGCAGUCUUACGUCGUCCAGGGUCUUAUGCUCCUCUACCUCAAGUUCCGCAAAGACAUCGACGGCUUCACACAAUCCGAAGUCAACACGCUCCCCAUCCCAACUCACGCCGUGGGCAUCGUCGCCGAACUAUCAGUAUCCUUCUUCAUGGAUCGCUACAACCGACGCUUAUCCCUCGGCUUCAUCCUCUGCGCGAUCCAGAUCAUCUGCAGCAUCGUCCUUCUAAUUCCAAACAUGACAGUCGCAGGCAACCUCACAGCCUUGUACCUCUCAGCCUCAGCAUACGGCAUCAACCCGCUCUUGUACGGUUGGGCAAGCAAUAUUCUUGCUAGAACGGCCGAUGAUGCUGCAAGGAGUGUGACGCUUGCUUCGAUGACGGCUAGUGAUGGGUUGCUUUGGACGUUUUGGGGUAUUGUGUUGUUUCCGGCUGAUCAUGCGCCUUAUUGGCGGAAUGGAUACAUUGGUAUGCUGUGUGUGAGCGUAGUACUUGGUGGGUGGUUGUUUGUGGUUCGAUGGGUAAGUCUUGUCACUGAACAGAAGUGGAUGUUGGCUAAUGGGACGUAG